Eleginops maclovinus (Patagonian blennie) is the source of this 1378-nucleotide messenger RNA. RefSeq names its product signaling lymphocytic activation molecule. The record is from RefSeq and is a predicted model, not a curated record. The coding region runs from base 77 to 1039 and encodes 320 amino acids. Lineage: Eukaryota; Metazoa; Chordata; Actinopteri; Perciformes; Eleginopidae. The transcript has 7 exons.
UUUUUGUUGUUGAGCUGUCACGAUGCAGUUUGAGAGAUGAGAAGAGGAAACAGACGUUGUUCCGCUCACCACAGAGAUGGUUGGUGGCUGCCAGAGCUGCUUCUUAACAUACAUGUCUGUGCUACUCCUUGGCUGCUCCCUUCAUGAUGUGGAGGACUCCGGUGAUCAAGUAAUCCAUAAAACAGUUGGAGACACGGUAGAGCUGGCAUUUCCUUUACGGACUGAAAAGAUCACCAGUGCAUCCUGGAGCUAUAAAGGGUCAAAAAUUGCAAACAUAAAUGGUCUAAUUCAAAAUACUCGAUUUAAUGGUAGAUUAGAAUUCAACAAAUCAAAAUUAAGUUUAACAUUGAGAGAACUGGCCGUCAACGAUUCUGGUGAAUUCAGUUUUAAUUUUGCCAAAGACACACAGAAGACAAUCAGAAUCACCCUGCAUGUACAUGAGUCCAUAACUGAAGAGCCCGUCGUCAAUUUCAAUUCCACCUGGCACGCGUCGAACGCAUCCUGUACAGUUCUGCUGGAUUGCAGUGCAACCCCUAUUGACAAUGUCUCUUACCAGUGGACCGUGGAGAACCAAACCUUCGACGGCUCCAGGCUGCAGUACAUCAUCAGUCUAAAGGACGGAAGCACCAACUUCAAUUGCACAAUUUCCAAUCAUGUCCGUGGGAUGUCCACAAUCAGAGAAGUGAAUUGCAGAAACGUGACGUCAGAACAACAAGAAGGAGCUGCAGGACCAGUCGUCCUUCCCAUGAUUGUUGCAGUUGGAUGUUGUCUGCUGGUUACCGUUACAGUCGGAGUAGCUGUGUGUGUUUAUUGCCACAAAAAAAGUCAAGCAGUGGGCGUUGACUCAAAUGAGCUCACCGUGUACGCUGAUAUCAAUGAUGUUGCAAUCCGGGAUGUCCCUUCUCCCCAAAAGCCAUGCUCACUGUAUGAAACCAUUACCAACGUCCCGGUCCAACCUGCGCCCCACACUGUGUACGCCAAGAUCGAGUUAGGUCGUUUGAGGAAGGAAUCGGUGUCGCCCUACCAAGAAAUUUCAUAGAGGGUCCCAGCAGGAUGUGGGUAGAACGUUGCAGUAAAUACAAUAGAAGCACAAAGCGGACUACGAGAAGGGAAUGGCGUCCUGUCUUUGGCCUUAAAGGACUGUUUAUCUUCCUACAUGCUGCUAUGUGGUUUGAUAAACAGUGCUGUAAAAAUGUGUGAAUACAGAAGUUAUAUUUUUUCUAAGGUACUAUGCAAAUCCUUUGAGGCCUGCCUACUUUUUCAAGCCUGUGCAAAUGUUUUCAUAUUAAAUGAUUUUAAUAAAUUACAAUUCUCGUCAGUGUUCAGCAUGUUGCUUUAUCGAAAUGGUUAUGAAUUAAACGACAACGCUAAACAUGAA